UCAGCGGUCCUGUGCGAGGAAGAUGCUGCCGAUCAGGAAGACCGCGAAACAGGGCAAAAGGGGUAUUCUAGAACGCUUGGACGCUGGAGAAAUUGUGAUCGGAGAUGGGGGAUUUGUCUUUGCUCUUGAAAAGAGGGGAUAUGUAAAAGCUGGGCCUUGGACUCCUGAAGCAACUGUAGAACAUCCAGAAGCAGUUCGUCAGCUUCACCGAGAAUUCCUCAGAGCUGGAUCCAAUGUUCUGCAGACCUUCACCUUUUAUGCCAGUGAGGACAAACUAGAGAACAGGGGCAAUUAUGUAGCUGAGAAAAUAAGUUGCCACAAAGUGAAUGAAGCUGCUUGUGACAUUGCAAGAGAAGUGGCUAAUGAAGGUGAUGCUUUAGUGGCUGGAGGAGUCAGUCAAACACCAUCUUACUUAAGCUGCAAAGAUAAAACAGAGGUUAAAGCAGCCUUUCGAAAACAACUGGAAGUCUUUAUGAAGAAGAAUGUGGACUUCUUAAUUGCAGAGUAUUUUGAGCAUGUUGAAGAGGCUGUCUGGGCAGUUGAAGUUCUAAAAGAAUCUGGAAAGCCAGUUGCAGCUACGAUGUGCAUUGGUCCAGAAGGAGACAUGCAUGGAGUGUCCCCUGGACAAUGUGCUGUCCAGCUGGUAAAGGCUGGUGCUUCUAUAGUUGGAGUCAACUGCCAUUUUGAUCCAGAAACUUCCAUUGAAACUGUGAGGCUGAUGAAAGAGGGCUUGCAGGCUGCUAAACUGAAAGCCCACCUGAUGUGCCAGCCACUUGCUUUCCAUACUCCUGAUUGUGGAAAGCAGGGAUUUAUUGAUCUUCCGGAAUUUCCCUUUGGUCUGGAGCCAAGAAUUGCCACCAGAUGGGACAUUCAAAAAUAUGCAAGAAAGGCCUAUGAUUUAGGAAUUCGUUUCAUUGGAGGCUGCUGUGGAUUUGAGCCAUACCACAUCCGAGCAAUAGCUGAGGAGUUGGCUCCUGAAAGAGGAUUUUUGCCAGAAGCUUCUGAGAAACAUGGUAGCUGGGGUGAUAACCUGAGCAUGCAUACUAAACCCUGGGUGAGAGCAAGGGCAAGAAAAGAAUACUGGGAGAAUCUGAAGCCUGCUUCUGGCAGGCCAUAUUGUCCUUGCAUGUCAAAGCCAGAUGGCUGGGGAGUGACCAGAGGAGCCAAGGAGCUGAUGCAACAGAAAGAAGCAACAACUGAACAACAGCUGAAGGAGCUCUUCCAGAAAAAGAAGUUCUAAUCCACUGCAGAUAAAUCUUAAAAUGAUUUAUCUGCAGACCAUCUCAUGCUUCAGAAGAAAAUCUGUGAAGAUGAGUACUGUGUUGAUUUAUCAGUUAAAAUGUAAUGAAAGAGACAAAAUGCAGAAAAAAUGUGAUUACAUAGGUCUAACUUUGAUAAUGAAAUCCUUCUCUGGACAAAUAGUUUAGAGAAUACACAGUAAAAAGUAAUUUUGGAUUCUCAUAAUAAUUGA
This is a messenger RNA of Melozone crissalis (California towhee), 1471 nucleotides long. Its product is annotated as betaine--homocysteine S-methyltransferase 1. The record is from RefSeq and is a predicted model, not a curated record. NCBI's taxonomy places the organism in Eukaryota, Metazoa, Chordata, Aves, Passeriformes, Passerellidae. The transcript is spliced from 8 exons. The coding region runs from base 23 to 1240 and encodes 405 amino acids. Gene Ontology annotation, molecular function: zinc ion binding; betaine-homocysteine S-methyltransferase activity.